Vitrella brassicaformis is the source of this 1353-nucleotide messenger RNA. The record is from the annotation of a GenBank genome assembly. Lineage: Eukaryota; Vitrellaceae.
CAAAGACUGUGGCGUGGAAGAGCUGAUCAAAUGGGGUUCAAGAAGGGCCACGGAGGACACUGGUCAGACAAGAACAAGAACGUGAUGUGAUCCGAUUGUGAUGUGUCAUAGCUCGUGGGAUUCUCUGUUGUAUGCGCUGAUCCAUCCGUCAGGGAUGCCCGGCGACGGAAUGAGGCCAAGAGGAAGGCCUCAGAGGAUAUAUGGCGUCCCUCAGGGAAAGCAGCGGCGCCCAAGAAGAGGACGCGCAGACAACAGGCGCACUCAGGUCGGUCAGAAUCAUCCGCCAGCACCGACUACUGUACGACCAACCACAACGGGUGUGCAUUCAUUGGGCUUGGUUCGUUGGUGCGCUCUUCUCACAGAGCCGGCGGCCAGCGUGGCUGAGUCAGACCAGGUCAAAGUCGAGCCUCAGUCGAGUGCGGCUGCGGGCGAGUCGAGCGGGCAGGGCCAGGCGCAGCGUUUGGGUGAGGUAGAGCGAGAGUUGGUGUGUUCGUACCGGCCUGAUGAGCCCGAGAGUUUGGACAUGCGGGCGGUGGACUUGUACUUGAAGCACGGCCUGGGGUCUGACCAGGUGCCCGCCCCCGACCAGCUCAUCUACCCCUAUCGCAACUUCAUCUUGGCCGACGGUAGGUACACCACACACACACACACACACACACACGCACACUCGACUGGCAUAGAUGUGUGUGUGUGUGUGUGUGUGUGAUGAUCAUUGUUCUGUUCAGAGCAGUCUGGUGUGAGUGUGUGUGUGGAGGCGUCGGAUGAGAUGCGUGGCGUGACGGUGGCCGAUGUGGCCUUGUCCCUCGUAGCCCAGAAAUUACCGUGAGUGAGAAGGAGAGAGUCCCACAGACAGACACGCACAUACGCUGCAAGCAACAGAGAGAGCGGAAACGAUACUGCACCCACUCGCCGGCCUUGCCUGCGUCUUUCGAUCGUCGUCACAGGUGUCUGGCGGGCGCGUGGCGCCAGAAUCGGGGCCGUUACUCCAUCACCGACAAGUCGAAUAGAUGAGAAAACAUCACUGUGAGCGCACGCAAGCAUGAUCACACGCAUCACAGCUCUUGACCUGUACAUCAACACGGUGACCACAGCUCUUGUGUUACCUUGAUGUGCGGGUGUGUGGUGAGUGUUUGCAGUGCAGACCUCUCAACGGUCCCCCUUGUCGAUAGCUAGCUGGUCAGUCAUGUUGAUGUGCUUGUGCGCUCCGUGUGUGUGUGACAAUGAUGCUGUAUGCUGCUGCUAAUGCGUGGUUGCAUUUCGCUCCGUGAUCAUGUGCGUGCAGUGUAAUCAAUCGGUGGCUGGCUGUCCAUGUAUGGCGCUCAAUGCAUUCAAGACGCUAUGCUCCGCACGCAU